AUGAAUCAAAUUCGUGAAUUCACAACUUCGGCUACAAGAAACUAUAGAGCAUAUAGAGCUCCAAGAUUUUGGGAUUACUCCACUAAACAAACAUUCGGCAAACACUUAAAUUUAAAUUCAAUGAGAUCAUGGGGUCGCCACUACCAUGGAGCGCCUUAUGGUCCAUGGGGUCAUAGAUUUAAUCGCGGUUUCCAUCAUCACCGUCGUGGUGGUAUAUUUGGAUACUUAUUAGUUGGGGGUAUAGGUUAUUGGUUUGGAUACCAUGCAAAUCCUGACAGAUGGGAUCAAAGACAUAAAGAGAAGUUGGAAAGAUGGAGUAGAAACAGAGAUGAAUGGUGGAAUACUAGAUGGGAAAAUCAUCCAAAACAAACUGAAACAAGAAAUGAAGAGUCCAUAAUUCCAACACACGAAAGUAAAAAUUCUUCUUCUUCAUACGGUUUAUGGAAAUCAUAA
Messenger RNA from Hansenula ciferrii, 453 nucleotides. RefSeq lists its product as uncharacterized. The transcript has 3 exons. Bases 1 to 453 code for a protein of 150 amino acids. The record is from RefSeq and is a predicted model, not a curated record. Lineage: Eukaryota; Fungi; Ascomycota; Saccharomycetes; Phaffomycetales; Wickerhamomycetaceae.